UCAGUUGUUGUUGUAUGACAAGCGGUCGAGUCGCAAUAAACGCUUCAUCUAGUUUUUUCGCGAAGAAAAAGGUAAAAAAACGCAAACUGUUAUUGAUUUUCCGACGCGUGCCCUGUUCUUUUCGACCCCACCGCGGAGGGAGCGGCGUACAUUCCAGUGGAAAAUGGUUUCGCAAAAGUCGCUCCGUGCGAACGCGGACAGUGAGAAGGAAAACAAAGCGAAUGCAAGCGUCUCCUCUGCCUCAUCGCCAAGCGGCGGUGACGGCGGCGGUAGCGGCAGAAGCUCCCGACAGGUGAAAGAAAAAGCCGCCGAUUCGUCGACGGGCGGUGGUGGCGAUGGCGUUUCCAGUGCAACCGGAUCACCGGACGGCAUUGGCGGUGAUGGCAUCAGAGAUGAGCUUGUUAUCGGUGAAGAGUACAUGGUACAGCGGCAAGACGGUUCGUGGCAUCUGGCGCAACUGAUUCAAUCCCGACAAAACCCGUGCGAUCCGAAGCAGCUCGAGUAUUACAUACACUACGAAGGAUUGAACCGACGACUGGACCAGUGGGUGACGCGUGAUCGAAUAUCGAGCGAUCCCAUGACGGCCGGCGGCAGUCCGACCGGUUCCGGUGAAGUAGGCGGUCCGGCAAAUUCCACCGGUGACGGUGGGACGGCACGCAAAAGUCCGCUUGCUUCGAGCAGCACAAACGCCAAAGAUCGCUGCAGCGGAGGGUUGAAGCCGGGUUCGAAAGAAACCGGCGGCAUGAUUCUUCUCGGGGGCGAUCCGAAUGCACUCGACGGAGGUGACUCGGAUCGCAAAAUUACGCGCAACCAGAAACGACGCCACGAUGAGAUCAAUCACGUGCAGAAAACGUACGCCGAUAUGGACCCAACGACAGCCGCCCUCGAGAAGGAACAUGAGGCGAUCACGAAGGUAAAGUACAUCGACAAGUUGCGCAUCGGGAAGUACGAGAUCGACACGUGGUAUUUUUCGCCCUACCCGGAAGAGUACGGCAAGGUGGGCACGAUGUACGUAUGCGAGUUCUGUCUGCGUUACAUGCGCCUACCACAGACACUGAAGGCUCACAAAACAACCUGUACGCGCCGGCAACCACCUGGUAACGAGAUCUACCGCAAGGGUACACUGUCAAUCUUUGAAAUCGACGGCAAGGAUCAUCGCUUCUACUGCCAGACGCUCUGUCUGAUGGCGAAGCUGUUUCUCGACCACAAAACGCUGUACUACGACGUCGACCCGUUCUACUUCUACGUGCUGUGCGAGAUCGAUCGCGAAGGUCAGCACAUCGUGGGGUACUUUUCGAAGGAAAAAGAAUCACCGGAAGGAAACAACGUAGCGUGCAUUUUGAUUCUGCCACCCUAUCAACGUAAAGGCUAUGGUAAACUGCUGAUCGCGUUCAGCUACGAGCUGUCGCGGCGCGAAGGUAUCAUCGGUAGCCCGGAGAAACCGCUUUCCGAUCUCGGCAAGCUGAGCUACCGGAGCUACUGGGCGUACACGCUGCUCGAGCUGAUCAAAGACUACCGCACGACCACGAUCAAGGAGCUAAGCGAAUUGUCAGGCAUUACGCAAGAGGACAUUAUUUACACGCUGCAGUCCAUGAACAUGGUCAAGUACUGGAAGGGCCAACAUGUUAUCUGCGUCACGGUGAAGCUCAUCCAGGAGCACCUGCAGAUGCCCCAGUUCAAGAAACCGAAGCUGAUGGUCGAUCCUGCCUACCUCAAGUGGACACCCCAGAAGCGCAACAAUCCCGUGAAACAGAUCAAGAAGAAUUAAACUGAUGGAACUGUAUGUGUGCAUGGUUGGCUUGGCGCUGCCCUUAAUUAUUACCUUAGGAUGAUAUUGCUUUAAACUUCAAGCAAAAUGAAUGGCGAUAAAAAGAACCAUAUGGUGAUGAGUCGAUUAAUGAAGAAUCGACGAAAACAAAAUUGACUACGAAAUU
Messenger RNA from Anopheles coustani, 1934 nucleotides. RefSeq names its product histone acetyltransferase KAT8-like. The transcript is spliced from 2 exons. Gene Ontology annotation, molecular function: histone acetyltransferase activity. The record is from RefSeq and is a predicted model, not a curated record. The coding region runs from base 164 to 1768 and encodes 534 amino acids. Lineage: Eukaryota; Metazoa; Arthropoda; Insecta; Diptera; Culicidae. Gene Ontology annotation, biological process: regulation of DNA-templated transcription.